CUAUGUAUUCCGUUUCUAAUAACCGCUUUGUGUAAACAAAAGUCCUGGGAAAUCUCUUAAAAAAUUUUUUUUUAUUAAAAAAAACGACUGUGACUUUUUUUUGUUCUGUUCUUCCUUUAAAAAAAAUAACUGGUGUCAGUGUGCAGUUGGAUAAAACUUCACGGCGAAUCCGCAUGAAAAAUGUAAUUGUUGUUUAACCGCUAGGAAAAACUGUCUAGCAACCGACAAAAACAAUAUAUAUUUUCCUCAGUCAUAUGGAUAUCUGAAAAUCAUCGUGAUUUAUUCAAUAAAACAAGAAAAUAACAAAAAAUACGAAAGUGUAGUUCGUUGUGAUCGGUCGCCAUUUAAAAACUGCGCGACAAACCGUAACCGGGGUUCUCACAGCCAAUGGCAAGGAUUCUCUCCCCCUCCUGUGUACUCCCUCCUUUGGCAAAGCAAUCACUUCGCCAUUACGCCAUUUUCGUGAGGCUCGUCGUCGGGGUGUCGUCAAUUUUACAUCUGCUAAAAUACAGAGGUCUUUCAUACUUGGACGUAAUUAUUUUAUCGAAUAUUUCACUCGAUUUUCACGUGGAAAUAAAAAAAACUAUGCUACAGAGAUAUUUUUCUCGUUUGACUGUGUGAGAAGAGGAGGGAAGUUUCGUUUCAUUUAUUUCAUUCUUCACAAGCCGUUCAUUGGGAGUUCAAGGGCUUCACUCCACUUGGUGCGCUUUUCGGUGACUGGGUUAUAGGCUGAAUCGCGUUGUUUAGGUGCCUCUGACCCCGAUCAAGAACAACAACGUUUUGAAAGCGAAUUAAAAAGGAAAAAAUAAAAAUUUUGCAAAAUAUAUAUGUAAUCAUAUAUAGAUAUAUGCCAGGUAUUUUGACGCGAUCCUAUGAACAAUGUCCGUGUGAUUUUACAAUGGAACAACAGCUUUUUCAACGUCGCCUUUCUGCCUGGAUUAAUCAUCAAAGCAACGGAUCUUCGAUAAAUUGAAUAUAUCGUCGAUUAUCUUCUUGCAUUAACGCACAUUUUAGAACAUCACGCUCGAAGACUGGAAAUCCUUUGUCGAGUUCCUGCUAAGAUUAUACCCAAUUUCUCCUACACUAUUCCAAAAUGAGUGUAAUAAUCAGACUUCAAAACUUGGCAUGGUCAGCAAAUGCCCUUGACAUCCGUCAGUUCUUCCGUGGGCUGAGCAUUCCCGAGGGUGGUGUCCACAUAGUCGGCGGCGAGUUGGGCGAUGCUUUCAUAGCUUUCAGCACCGAUGAGGAUGCCCGUCAGGCAAUGAUGAACGACGGUGGAAAAAUCAAAGAGAUGAAGAUUAAACUUUUGCUAAGUUCUCGUACCGAGAUGCAGAAGGUGAUCGAAGCGGCGCGUCAGCAGACAUUAUCUCUCCAAUCAUUUAUGCAAACACCAGUGCCAGCAGUGCCCCAACAAUCCAGUGUUACUCUUGCUAAUUCCCAGCAGCUCCAGCAGAAGCCAUCGCUGGCGGUUGAAACGAAACGCGACAAAGAACGCGAAAAUGAGAGUGAGUCGAACAAAGAUCGUAAAGAUCGUAGAGAUCGAUCGAGAUCGCGGGACAGAUCACGAUCUCGUGAUCGUGAUCGUGACAGAGACAGGCGUGAUCGUGGUAGAGACAGACGUAGACGAGACAGAAGUCGAUCGCGUGAUCGUCGCGAUCGUGGCAGACGACGUAGAGAUCCAUCUCGUUCGCGAGAUCGUACACGUUCACGGGAUAGAGACAACAAGCGUAGUUCACACAGCGAUAGACGCAAAGAUAAUCAGGACGAUGAUAAUGGGGAGGUGGUUAUUGUUGGAUCAUUUCCCAAGGAUAAACAGAGUGGGAGCAAAGGCUCGGGGAAAAAGGGAAAUACAUCUGGGGGAAAUGCUAUGGAGAAUGGCAUUUGGGAGGUCCCUCCCCAGAGUCAAAUGCCUUUGAUUUUAGCACCGGGUAUACUCGGUGCAGGUAUUGCUGCAAUUCCAGAGACAGAUAGAUCUAUGAAUUUUCCAGCAGUUGGACCAGCGUCACUCAUUCAAUCUAAUCAAUUUCAAGCACUCAAUGGUAUUAAUGGGAGUGGGCUCCAAUCAUCUGCGAUUAAUUCACUGGCUCUUAAUUCAUUGCCGCCGUCCCUGGGACUAUCCAGUAUUAAUUCGUUGAAACGUGACAAUCAGUGGCCGAAUGAUCGACCACCACGUUUGAGUGACAUAAGAUUUCCCAUGAGAUCCGCACCCUUUGAUAAUUUUUCAAACUUUGGGAAUAACAAUUUCCGAGGCAAUUCGAGGGGGAAUUCACAUUUGUUGAGUAAAAUGCAGGAGUUGGAUGGCAGGAGAAAUCCUCAUGCCUUUCAGACAAGUUCAUCACCUUACGAUAAUUUUUCUGGAAACUCUGACAGACAAAAGUCGAGAAAUGGUGGUAACGGGGGGAGAUUCGAUAAAUCAAUCGGUCACUGUAUAGAAGUUCGUAAUAUGCCAUUGAAUACCACUUACGGAGAUGUUAGACAUGCAUUUCAGGGUAUCUACAUUCGCAAAGAUGGUUUAAAGCUCAUCAAUGAUACUCAAGGUAAUCGAGUAGGAAUAGCUUACAUCAGAUUUCUCAAACCCGAGGGUAAAGAGCUAGCUCUCAGUGUUCCACGAUUUAUCCGUGGAUCGGAAGUCGAGGUGUGUUCACUCGAUGAAAGUCUCUUCGAUAAGGCCGUCGAUUCCUACGUUCCAGAGCGUGAAAAAAGCGAGGAGAAUACCGAGAGCAGUUGCAAUGAUUCACGAAACUCCUGUAUUUUACUUGCCGAUCUUCCCUCAUUUACCAAAGACGCCGACAUUGCCAAGGAAUUUGAAGAAUGUAAAAUAAACGAUCUAUUCGUAACGUCGAAGAAAGACUCGAGUGGUACAGCCCAGUACAUGGCAUAUGUACAAUUCUCGAGAGGUGAGGAUGCUAAAGCUGCGUUAGCAAGCCCAUUGAAAAUAGGACAAAAAUCUAUCACAGCGAUGUCGAUAAGCGAUGAUAAAUAUGCUCAAGCCAAACGCACCCACGAACAGGAAACACUUGGUGAAGCCAGUACACCCGAUUGCAUUAUCAUGAGGGGAUUACCUUUCCAGGUGAUUGAACGCGAUAUUCAAGACUUUUUUUCAGAUAUUGGAAUUGUACCACGUAGAAUUCAUAUGAUGUUGAACAAUCAUGGCGCACCAGCGGGCGAGUGUUUUUGUGAAUUUGAGAGUGCAGAGGAGGCAGUUAGGGCGACUGGUAAGAGUGGAUUACCAAUGGGAAAAAAUUUCCCCACCAUUGAGCUCGUUGCGAGAAAUAAAAUGCUGGAUAUGUUGGCGAAUGUCGACACACAAUUUGGGGAUACACAGCAGCCGUUUCCCUUGCCCCUUCAGGAUCGUCCGAGAUUUUCGCCGAUGGGAAAUCAUCCACCCAGGUUUGGAAACGGAGGAUUUGGCCUACCCAGGGGACCACCUGGUAUCAUGUCACUUCCCAGACACAUGCCCAUGAACAGACCAGGCCCAUGUCCACCUGGCUCAUCACUGGAUUACGUCGAGGGCUUUGGAAAACCUGGUUGCGUUCUCUCCCUCGAGAAUGUACCCUUCAAGGCUGAUAUCAACGAGAUCAUUGAGUUCUUCAGGGACUUCGAUGUCAAGAGGGAAAAUGUCAUUAGACGAUACAAUGACAAGGGAAUGCCCACUGGCGAUGCCAGAGUGGCUUUUUCAUCAUCUGGUGAGGCACAACGAGCCUUGAGGGAGCUCAGACACUGCAAAGUGAGGGAUAGGACAAUCUACAUGAAACUGGCGUGAGGGGAUUCAAUCGACGAUCUGUGAAACAACAAAUUCAUUUGCAAUACUAUAUUAUACUGAAAUAGUGUGUAUAAAUUCAUCUUGAUAAUUACGGACUGGGUGAGGGUGUCCCAUUAUCUGCGACGAAGGUCUUUUGAUAUUUGAUUUAUAAUCAGUCAGUGUUGACGUACUGACAUAACUGAAAGAACUGGUAAUUAGGGUAGCACGUUUCAACAGAUUGAGGUGAUUGCGUCGGUAGCUUCUAGAGUUCUUUACAUUGGCAGUGUAAUUAAAUAUUUGUAUAUAGAGUUUAGAUGCCAAUGGGGAAAUGAACUACUAUUUGUUUCAUUUCUUUUAAUUUGUUUUAUGAUGAUGGUCCAAUUUGAGAGAGUGACAUCGGUACGAAAGGGUUUCAAUUUCAAUCACAGCUCGUGUCAUUAUUAGUCAUAUCUGGUAGAUAUAUGGAAUUAUACGAAUGAAAUGAUGGCGGAGGGAUAGAUAAUAGGGCGACGUAUUAAAUAAUCAACUAGUUUAUCUUGAUUAAUUUUUCCAUUGUGUAACAUUUAUUUCUGCAUCAUUUUUUUUCGAUAUAUAUGUAUUAUACUUAGGCAUAAGUAUUUGUGAAUUAUUGAACAAGCGCGACUCGCAGGUAGAAUUAAGUUAUUCAUUAAUUGUAAAGAAAUAUGGUAAUUUAAUAAUUGACUUAUUUUGUUAUUUUCUACACCUGUUAUUAUAGUAACAGAAAGUUACCCCUUUAAUUGAGCGAGAAUAUAACGAAAAAGCUAUCACUAUGACUUGUAAUCGAUCGUUUGGCUGAGAGAGUAGAUGCAAUAGAUGAAUGUAUCUGGACUAAUGCAAGAACGCCUUGGUUACUUGAAUAAAGUUUAUAUUUGAGAGAUUAA
This is a messenger RNA of Diachasmimorpha longicaudata, 4644 nucleotides long. RefSeq lists its product as uncharacterized. The transcript has 4 exons. The record is from RefSeq and is a predicted model, not a curated record. Gene Ontology annotation, cellular component: ribonucleoprotein complex. Bases 1094 to 3763 code for a protein of 889 amino acids. Gene Ontology annotation, molecular function: RNA binding. Lineage: Eukaryota; Metazoa; Arthropoda; Insecta; Hymenoptera; Braconidae.